Messenger RNA from Colletotrichum destructivum, 1842 nucleotides. RefSeq lists its product as uncharacterized. Lineage: Eukaryota; Fungi; Ascomycota; Sordariomycetes; Glomerellales; Glomerellaceae. The record is from RefSeq and is a predicted model, not a curated record. The transcript is spliced from 2 exons. Bases 540 to 1778 code for a protein of 412 amino acids.
GAGCUUGCCCACCUUGGGGGAACCUUGACCUUGCGUCUAAUUUAAAUGUUGAGUACUAUCACGACCCAGCUAAAACAGCGGCUUCUGCUCCCCCAUGUUGAUCCGGUUGCGAAACUCCUCUCCAGUGCGACCUUCUAUUCCACGAUCCCGGGACUCGCCACAUGGAACGGGGCAGAUCCGAAGGGGGCUUGCUUAAAGAGAAAAAGAGACAAAGAGAAGGACUGGGUCGUCAGAGGCAGAGGCACAGAGAGAAAGGGAGAGCGAGAGAGAGCGCUGUCGGUCCCAGAAACCCCGACUUAACAACAACAACAGCAACAACCAGGGGUGUGUGUGUGUGUGUGUGUGUGUGUGUGUAUGAGCUGGUCUAGACCAUCCUUCUCGCCAUGCUGCGCCAGAUUUUCACAACAAGACGACCCGAUCCGACUUGAAGCAAAUUCCCAUCAUCUUAAAGCGGACCCGGCCUCCCACCGUGGUGGGCAAACUUCCUCCGAAGAGAACCGGCCCUCACCACUCCCGCCGACUGUGCGCCCUUGCCCGCCAUGUCGAACACGACGACGGCGUCCGCGAAGAUUGGCAAACCCCCGAACAACCAGCGGGACUACAACAUCAUCCGGGGCAUCUACCGACAGUACGGCAUCGCCGGCCUCGACCCGAGCCUGGGAUACGUCUUCGCCGCCAAGGAGCCCGAGAAUGCCGUCCAUGAGUCCAAGCAAGGGGCCAUCAUCGCCGGCAUGGUGGUCGUCAUGCUCGCCAUCAUCGUCCCGACGGCGGCGAGGCUCUGGGUCCGGGGACGAGGGGCCUAUACCAAGUUUGGAUGGGAUGACUGGGUGUUAUGUGCAGGAGCCGUCUUGGCAGUAGUAUACCCCAUCCUCCAGAUUCUCGUCGUCGUCGACGCUGGAGGCGGCACGCACACGUGGGAGAACACCUACGACGACUACCAGUUCUACUCGUACUACCUCACCCUCUGCCGGCUGCUGUACUACCCGACCGUCGGCAUCAUCAAGAUCUCCAUCACGCUCUUCAUCCGCCGGCUCGUCGACACGGCCUACCGGACCUGGAAGAUGGUGGCCGACGUCUUCCUCGGCACCCUCGUCGCCUACGUCCUGCUCGCCGUCUUCUGGAACCUCUUCAUCUGCAGCCCGUCGCGCGUCAUCUGGGACCGCGAGUUCGCCGGCAGCCUGGCGGAGCCGGCAGCGUGCGGGAACCAGUUCGGGAGCGCCAAGAUCCUCAGCAUCAUUCACGUCGUCCAGAGCGUCCUGCUCCUCGCCACGCCCAUCAUCAUCCUGUGGAAAGUCCGCAUCGACCGAGGCAAGAAGGUCCGGCUCUUCAUCAUCUGGGCCGCGGGGGGUUUGACGGUCACGGGCGGCCUGCUCCAGCAGAUCCAGCCCUUCACGUCGCCCGACAUCUUCUGGGACUACACCGUCAUUCUCCGGUGGACGGUCCUCGACAUCGCCAUGGGCAUCGUGACGGCAUCCCUGCCGGUGCUGGACGCGGCCAUCAUGAGGUCCUGGCGGGCGGCCAGGUCGACGCUCGGCCUGUCGAACCGGGACCGGGAGAACAGCAGGGGCACCAAGGGGACGAACCACGAGACCAUCAGCUCGGGGCCGCGCAAGGCGUACGCCAGCUCGGCCGAGAACAUCAUGGGCAGGGACAACGGCAUCGAGAUGGACAUCGUUCGGCAGAACGGCCUCGAUAAGACUCACGAGAGCGGCGACAACCACUCGAUUCCAGAUACGACGGGGCACGAUGGGAGGCACAGAGUCAACAACAUUGUAUGAAGAAAACGACGCGAAAUGAUAGAAAGAGGACACGUAGUGUAUGUAACAAUAGAAACAAGAGCUC